AGUGACGUCAUCACCGCGCCGCCGCCACCGCAGCAGCUGACGCCGGGCCACGCUUCUCAAUGUCACAUGUCCCGAUCAUCGUAACUUACUUUUAAAUUUCCCUCCUAAUUGUUAUUAUUACUGGCUUAAGUUACCGUAAACUCUGGUGUACGCUGCGUUGGACAUCUUCAAGGAUGUUCGCCUUUCGGCGUUUGAUCUCCGCGCAGCUGGAGCGUGCGCGUGCCGGCCUGCUGCGGCGAGCGAGCUCGGCUGGCUCCGAGGGCGAAGUGCGCAUUUCCAGCGUCCUCCAGGAGAAGUUCCCCAACGCCAAGCAGGUCCGCGUGGUUGACGUCUCUGGUGGCUGUGGGGCCAUGUACGAAGUGCACGUGGAGUCGGAGGAGUUCCGAGGAAAGCGCGUGGUGAUGCAGCAUCACAUGAUCAACCAGGCACUGAAAGAUGAGAUCAAGGGAAUGCACGGACUGCGAAUAUUUACAACAGUUCCAGAAGAUAAAUAAUUGGGAGUCUUAAGCCUCUGUUAGCAGGCAUUUGUUCGUAUAUAUACACGUGUGUGUUGCUGCCAUUUUGCCCAUUUGGAAUGUUUGGGAAUUUGUACAAGCUCACAUACAUAAAAAACACAGACAAAAUGAAAGCGUUUUAGUUGAUUGCUGAAAGAUCUGGGUUGUCACAGUCGUGUUCUAAAUAGGCAGCUUGAGUUCUCACAUUACUAUCCCAAACGGGAAACUUAUUACCUCCGAUCGGUGCAUAGGGAUAGGAUUAUAGUUGCAAUCCUGAGUGUCCGAAUUUAGGAAGAGGAUUUUGUUAACAUAGAUAUGUGACUUUAAAGGGACUCACGAUUGCAGCUUAAAGUGGUUUUGUUAAUUCCUUCAUUUUCAAACCGCACAUUUUGGCAGCAUCAAUAGAUAUAUGCAGUUGCGUACUUAUGCAUAAAUGUUACACUUAUUUACUGUUAUCUGCCGUUUCUCAGAAUAAUACUACGAAAUUACCACCCAUAGUUUAUUAAUGUGGCCAAGGAUUUGCAUACUGUAAGAGCAAAUUAUUAUAGGAAACGGACAGAACAUUUUCACCCAUAGUAUACGCAUCUAAAGUCAUCUGUAGAAUGGCAGAAAUGUUACUAUUACAUGGCAAUCUCUUUUUCUAACCAUUCUCCAUAAUAGUGCAAAUAUACGCGAGCCUAAUUGUUACAGCAGCUUCAAAGGACUGCACGUGCACGUCUUGCAAACAUAUAUCUUUAGAAUUCUCUAGUUGGCUUUAUGUAGAUGUUAUGCUUUUGUACAUUUUACAAGCAAAACAUUUCUCCAGUUAUAGUGUUAUUGCUGGGCACAUCAAGAAAAGGGGAAGAUGUUUUCAAAUUGAGGUUGUAGGCAGGGCUGGUCUGCCUGUAGAAUCACUGUGUUUGUUUUGUUGUGGGUAUGCCUCCUAAGAAAUUGGAAAUGCCAAUCUCAGAGGUUAAUGUCGCCACUACAUCAAGCCUGCAGCACGAAACUGCAUUGCAAGCAAAGCCAAUAUCGCCCUCGAUAGGAACACAUUUUUCCCGUGCGUUUCAUCCAUAUGGAGCAGCAUCUAUACAUUUGCUUUUGUCUGGUUAUUAAUCCAUAGCAACACAACAUUGCUUUCAACUAAUUGCAUGUUUCAAUAAAGGAAUGAAUUGCGCACCUACCCGUACAUUUCUGCAUCCCCUUCACUAGAGAUUUUUUUUGGUUUUUUUGCAGAAUUUUUUUUAAUUCAGAUUUGUAUCACUUAAUCCAGUAUUGCGCUGUGCAUCAGUAACUUAAGUUGAUUUUCCUUCAUGGAGAGGUGGUUCAGUCAGGGCAGAUGCACACGACCACAAUUUAAGCCGUACAGAUUAAGUUUCGGUAACAAAUUGAGAUUGGCAAACAGUUCUUUGAAUAUGCAAGGUGUAUGGAGAAUCUCUGAAGUUUCUUGGAAACCGAGUCUAUGUUGAAAUGUGCCCAAUAAUGUAAAUCGUAAAAUAAACGUUGGCCAAAUGGCAACAAUGUUUUAACAUGGUCAAAAUGAAAGCCUGCAUAUUCCCCUUAAGCGGCACACAUACUUUUUAGAAACUGCCAAUUUUUAUAUUUACAUAUAGAAUGCCAAUUACUGCAAUUCCAAUGCUGCAGUCUUCCUACUGUUGGGAAUAUAUAAUGUGUCAUUAAGUGAUUCAAAUGAGAGUAUCUGUAAUUUCCCAUUCAUGCCACCUUUUCAUUAUCCUGCUUCAUGUCAUAAUGUGUGGAAUUAUUCGUAACUUAUUUGAAGGCUAGAUUUUGGGAACAGCAACAAUGGUUUUGGAUUUUGGUUUUCUGAUUGCAAAGCUUGUUUUUCUGUAACAUCUGUAUGAAAUAACACAUUUUUAUAAGCAUUAGAUUGCCCAUUUAAUAAACCCCAUUUAAGACAUUAAGAAUAACAAGUCUUGUAAGCUGAUGUAUGCACUAAUGUAAUAGAGCAGAUAAUGUUGAUGCUACGGUAUAUAAGAGAUAUAUUUAAAUCUUGACUUAAAGCGUUCGUGACUGCAGGAAUUAAUUAUAUUUGGGUCUUUCGGUAAAGUCACGUAGAUAAAAAAAUAAUAAUCACGACGUUUCGAUCGCAACACAAGCAAUCGUCUUCAGGUGAAAACAAUCAGCGUCGUGAUUUUUUUAUCUAUCUACGUGACUUUACCGAAAGACCCAAAGAGUAUAGAUAUAUUUAACAUUAAAAUAAACAGUCUGGCUGUGAAACGCACAAACGUAGAAUCGCGAGUUGGUUAACAAAUGUUUGCACUGCUGUAUCAUUUGCUGUAAACCGAAGUGUCAAGACUUGCAAUUGUGUAUCGAUGUAAGUUAUAAAAUGCUUGACUGAAAUUAACUUCAUUCACAUUCUUGCUUCUGCAAAAUGUUUGUUGUCAUCGGUAAGAAGUUUAAAGGUCGGAAAGCCAUCCGUGUAUUGUAGCAAUGUAUGAAUUAGAAAUCGAAUCUGCGUCAAUUGCUAAGAUUUUAAAGAGCGAUUCAAUUCACGUGUUACACUUGGAUACGAGAUGUUUACCGCUUUGACUAAAUUAGACAAUGUGAAUGUUUGCAGCGCGUUUGAAUUGCUGGCACAGGUAAAAAAGAAAACAUGUUUGCCUUAUUUGUGACUUGCUGUGAUUUGAACUGUGGUCAGGGAGUUGUAAAAUUGGUUGAAUGUUGAAUUAAUAUAAGUAAAUAAAUGGACGUGACAUUGCA
This is a messenger RNA of Lethenteron reissneri (Far Eastern brook lamprey), 3194 nucleotides long. RefSeq names its product bolA family member 3 (gene BOLA3). Lineage: Eukaryota; Metazoa; Chordata; Hyperoartia; Petromyzontiformes; Petromyzontidae. The record is from RefSeq and is a predicted model, not a curated record. Gene Ontology annotation, cellular component: mitochondrial matrix.